Molecule: messenger RNA, 1001 nt
Organism: Brachypodium distachyon (stiff brome)
Lineage: Eukaryota; Viridiplantae; Streptophyta; Magnoliopsida; Poales; Poaceae
Product: acyl transferase 15
Exons: 1
Coding region: 102-1001 (299 amino acids)
Source: RefSeq, a predicted model, not a curated record
GCUCGCAGCUCAGCUAUAUAUGGAGCAGAUAAACCCUACAAGUGUACACUUAUAAGUAGACGGCAGGCAACAUACAAAAGGCUGGCUAUCAAAUUCAGUCUAUGUUGGCAACAAUGGGAGAGGUAGCACCACUAGCAGUAGUGAGCAAGUCCUCGCCGGUUGUGGUCGUCGGAGCCAACGACGACCACUACCGGCAGUCCACCAUCGAUCUGUCCUCUUUCGACAGGUGUUUCGCUCCUUUCCCGGUGACGUUGCUCCUCGUCUUCGACCGCCCAAUCAAGGACCCCGUGGAGAGCAUCAAGAAGGCCGUGUCGCAGGCGCUGGGCGUGGGCCACUACCACCCCAUGGCCGGCCGCCUCACCGCCGACGGCUGCGGCAUCGCGUGCACCGGCGAGGGCGUGUCCUUCGUGGGCGCCUCGGCCAGCUGCGUCCUGGACGACUACUUCUCGCUCAAGGCGGCAUCCAUGGCCGACCUGGCCGUGGGCUACCCUGCUGACCUGUGCCGCCCUGUGGUGGACCCGUUGGUGCUGAUGCAGGUGACGGAGUUCUCCUGCGGCGGGUUCGUGGUCGGGGUGACGUGGAACCACGUCAUGGCCGACGGCGCCGGCAUGGCCCAGUUCCUGCGGGCCGUCGGCGAGUUCGCCCGCGGGGUGUCAUCGCCACCGUCCGUCGUCCCCGUGAGAUCGUCGUCGCUCCUCCCGUGCCUCCCGCCGUCGACGGUCGCUGCACGGAGGGCCAUGAUGGGCGUAAGUGCCAGCAAGGAAAUGGCCAGCCUCGACAUCACCAUCCCCUGGAGCCUGAUCGCCCGCGUCAGAGCCGAGUGGAAGCACGGCCAUGGCGAUGAGGAGCAGCCCUGCACGGUGUUCGAGGCCGUCACGGCGCUGCUCUGGCGGAGCCGCACCCGGGCAAUCACGACGUGCGCCGAGGACGGGUACGACGACGACGAAUUACCGGCGCCGGUGGCGUUCCUGAGCAACGUGCGGCGGCAAGCGAUCAAUUGA